UUUGCAUUUCGGCUCUUUAAUACUCUCCCUCCACUUCCUCCACUCAAAAUGUCGCUUUUCACCCUCUUCUGGAAAGGGCCCUUCUUGGCCCCUCAUCUCUAGCAAUCAUCCUCCCCUGCACACUCCAUCCUGCCCUCUAGACACUCUUCUCCCCAAAUCCUCCUCCAUCGGAAUCUCACCUACGGAACCCACAGCAGGAAAUCAGCCAGGAUUCCCAGAUUCAGGAUUCAGAACCCACCUCCUUCGAGAAUUCUCUCCCAGAAUGUUUUUAAUCCUUUUAGAGCCCUUCCCCCAGAAUCUACCUUUCACCAGAAUUUCCUUCCGUUUUAAGUUUCCGCCUCCCCCCCCCCAGAACUCUCCUCUUAAGAGCCCUCAACCAGACCCCCCCUCUUUCUCUGAAUCUUCCUCCACUCAAGGGCCCCAGAAUCUCCCACUGCCCGCAGUCCACUUUUCCCAGAACGUCCCCGCCAGAAUCUCCUUUCACAAGUUUUCUCUCCCUUUCAGAGCCCCCUCCUUCAGAAUCAACCUUUCCUAAGAAUUCUGUUUCCUUCAGAGCGUCCUCUAACCAGCAACUGCCUCCCCUGGCAUUUCCCUCUCCCAGAAUUCUCCACUUCUUAGAGACCCUCCCUCCAGAUUCCCCCUCUUCAAGGUCUCUACCCUAAAAUCCCUCUUUCUCUGGGGUCCUUCAAAUCAUCUCUUCACUCCCACAAAUCACCCAACUCUCCAGGCUCCUUCCCCACGAGAAUUCUCCAUUCCCAGUCCCCCCAAUCCCAUCUGAGGAAUCUCAGGAUUGGGUUCCCCUUGGCUCCCCCCCACACAGGAUACUCCUUUCCCAGUCAAAAGGGUUCUUUAUCAGGGCUGCAGAGAGCCCACAGUUUCUUCAGUUUCCCUGGCAGCAGAAUCCAAGGUUCAAGGUUCAAAGGGGUGUGGUCGCUUACCUGGUGCCUGGAAAAUGGAGACAGGGUGGAGAUUGAUACACAGCACAAGAGAGAGACGGGCACACAUGAAGGAGAAAGACAAAGAAGGGGCCGAUGGAGAAGAGGAGAAAGAAGGUAGACAGAAGAUCAAUUACAGAUGGACCCAGAAAACACAAGUGACGGCGAUUCGGAGGCAGAGAGACCAGCCCUCAGAGAAAGAAGACAGACAGGACCCUGGGCUGGGACCAGAAAAGGCCUGGGGGGUGGGCAGGGUGCCCAUGUGGCCUCUCUGGACCAUCCUUCUGCUGGUACGGCCCUUGGGAGGCCUAGGAUCACCCCUCUGCCCUCGGGAGCCUUUCUACUUCCUUGUUGCCAUCAUGAAGAUGCUGGGAAACAAAAAUGAUGGCACUCUCUACACCCCUGAUGAUCUCUCGGUUUGUCCUGCUGAGACUCUGGGAUGCUUCCGGCUGGAGCUUUCUGUGAUCCAGUUCGAAGAGGGCCGAUCCAUGGGGAUUGCUGUGUUCCGGCUACAGCGUCUGCUGGAUGCAUUGGGGUCCCGGCUGUGGGUGACUGGCCAGGGUCCUUGUCCACCCUGUGAAGGACAUCCCCAGAGACCCGUCCCCCUCUUUCUGGCCAAGCUCUUGGAGUUAUUACAGGGGGCUUGUGCUAGGCACCUGCCCUCAGCAUGAGCCUGGGAGGACACAGACUCCCUAGUACUGCUGGAGGGCCCGGGAGGUGUGAGACAGAGGGCACUUGGUCUCCAGUCCCAGCUGCCAAUCCAAAGCCUUCUCCUUCUGGGCCAGAGGCCCCCAUCUGGAGCCCAUGGAACCAAGGGGAAGAGAGAAGGAGGAAAAUCUGAAGCCUGAAGUCUCUGACCUACAGGGGUAGGGGGUUAGGUAAAUUGGCCCCCACCUGCCCCUCUUCUCCAUCUGAGGUACUCCCUCCUCUCUCCUCUUUCAGGAAGGCACAAAGCAUUGCACAGGUGUCUUCCAACCUCACCCCACCCCUACAGGACAGGGAGAGUCUUGUGCCUCAUGUCCCUGGCUGCAAAUAGUUACCAUCUGGAGAGCUUUCGGGUGACACUGAUGGUUAGGCUAGAUGUUGAUAAUUGGUCUCUGGUGCAUCCUGAACAGCUAUAGUUUGAAAAUCAACUUUAUUGAAAAUACAACUUUAUUGAUGUGUAAUUUGUAUACAGUAAAAAGCAUACGUUUUAAACGUG
Messenger RNA from Prionailurus viverrinus (fishing cat), 2136 nucleotides. RefSeq lists its product as uncharacterized. The transcript is spliced from 5 exons. Lineage: Eukaryota; Metazoa; Chordata; Mammalia; Carnivora; Felidae. The coding region runs from base 953 to 1606 and encodes 217 amino acids. The record is from RefSeq and is a predicted model, not a curated record.